AUGUCGGAAUACGCAGAAUACAGUGAUGAAGAAUCUUUCUCAUAUGACUAUGGCGCAUUGGAAGAGAAAGCUGCCAAGUUGGACACACCACCACCAUUGACAGUGGCAUUUGGAGUUGUGUUUAUGAUAAUGAUUAUUGUCGGGAACAUAUGGGUGAUAAUAGCCGUGUUUCGUCAACCCAAAUUGAGGAACUCCGCAACAAAUCUGUUUAUUGUCUCAUUAUCGGUAUCCGAUCUAAUGAUAGCGGUCUUCUUCAUUCCUUACCACGUUGGACAUUUUGCGUACCGUCUCCCGAUAUCCAACAGGGCGGUGUGCAAGCUAUUGGGAUAUCUACACUGGGCGGCACAGUGUGGGACUACGUUUUCACUUAUCUGUAUCGGAGUGGACCGCUAUAGAGCUAUUGUGCAGCCUAUGAGGCCUCGGUUCACCGUGCAACAUGCCUUGAUUGGAUGCACUAUAGUUUCGAAAGAUGAACAGACCACACUCUUAACUAUCACUGAAAGUCCAGAGAUACCUCCAGAUUUUGUAGCUGUUGGAAGGGAACCGAAAUCAGGAAAUGGCGUAGAUUGUUGUGAACAUCCAAUAAGCAUCUGGAAUAUGGUGCCCGGGUGUCAGCGUGUCCAACAUUCACUGCUAAAUGCCAGAGAGGAAACCAUCCUGUGUUACUGA
This is a messenger RNA of Saccoglossus kowalevskii, 669 nucleotides long. RefSeq names its product galanin receptor type 1-like. Gene Ontology annotation, biological process: G protein-coupled receptor signaling pathway. Gene Ontology annotation, molecular function: G protein-coupled receptor activity. The record is from RefSeq and is a predicted model, not a curated record. NCBI's taxonomy places the organism in Eukaryota, Metazoa, Hemichordata, Enteropneusta, Harrimaniidae. Gene Ontology annotation, cellular component: plasma membrane.